Messenger RNA from Cebus imitator (Panamanian white-faced capuchin), 1947 nucleotides. RefSeq names its product olfactory receptor 4C12. NCBI's taxonomy places the organism in Eukaryota, Metazoa, Chordata, Mammalia, Primates, Cebidae. The transcript has 2 exons. The coding region runs from base 423 to 1334 and encodes 303 amino acids. Gene Ontology annotation, molecular function: olfactory receptor activity; G protein-coupled receptor activity. Gene Ontology annotation, biological process: G protein-coupled receptor signaling pathway. The record is from RefSeq and is a predicted model, not a curated record. Gene Ontology annotation, cellular component: membrane.
UUUCUUAUUUUAAAGGCUGAACAAGACAGGUGGUGGUGUUAGAAUAUUUGUGUACCUUGUUCUAUGAUAUAGAUCUAGAUGCCAGAGAAGACCUGGAGAUUCUCUUCAAUAACUAAGGACUUUGGGAUUCAAACUCAACUAACAUUCUCUUUCCCUUUAACUUGAACUUCAAAGGCACUGGAGCUUUGAAAAUGCUUGUGGAAUCCAUUUGGAGAAAUUGCUGUCAUCUUGACAUUCUGUGCUUUUUGUAAAAUUGUCCAGUCAGUGGAGUCUUGGGUAUAUACAUUACAUAACAUGCUGUUUGAACAGGUACAUAUAAUGAUUACUUCGUAUUUCUGAAUACACUGGCCACUCUCCUAAACUAUAGAGGCAAUCACAGUAAAAUAUUCCUUCCUGGAGGUUUUAUCACCCACACUACAUAGAUGGAGAAUAAAAGGAAUGUGACUGAAUUCAUUUUAAUAGGUCUUACACAGAACCCCAAAAUGCAGAAAGUCAUGUUUGUAGUAUUUUUGGUUCUGUACAUGAUAACACUUUCAGGCAAUCUGCUCAUUGUGGUUGCCAUUACCACCAGCCAGGCUCUGAGUUCCCCCAUGUACUUCUUCCUGACCCACCUUUCUUUGAUAGACACAGUUUAUUCUUCUUCUUCAGCUCCUAAGUUGAUUGUGGAUUCCCUUCAUGAGAAGAAAAUCAUCUCCUUUAGUGGAUGUAUGGCUCAAGCCUAUGCAGAACACAUUUUUGGUGCUACUGAGAUCAUUCUGCUGACAGUGAUGGCCUAUGACCGCUAUGUGGCCAUCUGCAAACCUCUGCAUUACACAGCCAUCAUGAGCCACAGUCUGUGCAUUCUCCUUGUGGCAGUUUCCUGGAUGGGAGGAUUUCUCCAUGCAACUAUUCAGAUUCUCUUUAUAGUAUGGCUGCCCUUCUGUGGCCCCAAUGUCAUCGACCACUUCAUGUGUGACUUGUACCCUUUGUUAAAACUUGUUUGCAUGGACACUCAUACCCUUGGUCUCUUUGUUGCUUCCAACAGUGGGUUCAUCUGCUUAUUAAACUUCCUUCUCUUGGUGGUAUCCUAUGUGAUCAUCUUGAGAUCUUUAAAGAACUAUAGCUUGGAGGGGAGGCGUAAAGCCCUCUCCACCUGUAUCUCUCACAUCACAGUAGUCGUCUUAUUCUUUGUGCCCUGUAUGUUUGUGUAUCUGCGCCCAGUGACCACUCUGCCCAUUGAUAAAGCUGUUGCAGUAUUUUAUACUAUGGUGGUCCCAAUGUUAAAUCCUUUGAUCUACACACUCAGAAAUGCUGAGGUAAAGAGCGCAAUAAGGAAGCUUUGGAGAAAAAAGUGAUUUCAGGUAAUGAUUAAAUAAGACUGUUGAGCACUCAGCAUAGAGGUAAUAGGUAUCUAAACUUCUUGAUUUGUAGAUGAAUAUAUUGACUCUAACAAGGGUUUGGAUGAUGUUGCAGAUAGUCCCUAAAGCAUAAAGCAAAAGUUUGGACUUUAAAGCUUACUGUUCUCUUAUUCCAUACUCCUGUCAUCCCCACUAUUGCUUUUUAAUCAGUAUGUAUUCAUCAAUUGCCUGGAAAUUUGAAACAUCUCUAGUUGUUAAAAAGUAUAAAUGUAGAAUAUUACAUUGACGUUGAAACAAUCUUAUGGUAUAAUGAGCUGUUGGUUACUGCUGAUUAUUGAAAUUUACAUGUUUAAUAAUAUUUCUUUGCUUUGGACUCUGGCUUAAUAUAUACACACUUUUGUAAAUUUUCUUGGUCACUAUACAUUGGUCAUAUUGUAAAAAGAUGUACUGUUCAUCAAAUGCCUGCAAGGUUGCAUUAUAUUAAGUUUUCCACACUGUAUCAGUUAGGGAUCACACAACUUCCCUGAUUUGAGCAGUGAAAAUUUAUAUAAAAUUAUUAAUUAUAUUGAGGGAUUAACUAUAAAGAAGUAAAGAAUGCCCUGUGACUGAG